GGAUGGGUGGUGGGAGGGUGAAUUGGGAGAUAAAUGGGGGGUGCCCAUGUGAAAACAGUGACAGGCAGCAGCAGCUGAGCCAUGCGCACUUAUUUACAACAAUCAUACUGAUGUAUGGUUUUGGUGUAUAUACGAUUUAUCCGUUAUCUAUUAAUGGUUCUGGAGAUUAUCUUUCCCAUGGCAAAGUCUCAGACCAGGUCUCCUAGAUUCGAAAGAAAAUACAGCAUUACGGGAUUAAGAACUAUUAAGAAGCACAUAGGAAAGUAAAGAAUCCUAUCAGAUUGAGCAUGUCGGGGUUGAGUAUACCAAUUCACCCUAUUACGCACAACCCGACUGAAGCUUGGGAGCAGAUUAAACCCACACAACGAGUUAUCAAGCUAAAUGUCAAAACUCCCACAACUCCACAGAAUGAAAAUAUGUUAAGAUUUGUGUGCAUGAGUGACACGCAUUGCCUCACCUCCCACCUUCAGUUUGAGAUCCCUGAUGGAGAUGUCUUUGUUCAUGCUGGAGACUUUACACGGUGUGGCAGUGCAAUAGAAAUUGAAGAAUUCAACAGUUGGAUAGGUUCACUUCCUCACAAGCAUAAAGUGGUUAUUGCUGGAAACCAUGAACUUAGUUUUGAUCCCAAGUUUACAUGCGGCCCAGCAGCCCGACAGCAACACAAAAACGCACACACAGGUGGAGGACUGAUAAACGAGAUCCCUGACUUGGGCAUAGAGCGUGCAAAGCUGAAGGCUGCCGUUGAAGCAGAAAACACCGUCAACUUGAUCACCAAUGCUACAUAUUUACAGGAUGAACCUCUUACUAUAUGUGGCAUUAAGCUCUAUGGAACACCCUGGCAACCCGAGUUUUGCAACUGGGCAUUUAAUUUACCGAGGGGUAAGCAGUGUUUAGAUAAAUGGGAUGCUAUACCUGCUGAAACCGAUGUCCUUAUCACUCACACUCCGCCUGUUGGUCAUGGAGACUUGUGCUGUACAGGGGUCAGGGCUGGAUGUGUUGAGCUGCUUUCAACUGUUCAAAGCCGGGUCAAACCCAAAUACCACGUAUUUGGUCAUAUUCAUGAAGGCUAUGGUGUGACCAGUGAUGGAAAGAUAAUUUUCAUUAAUGCCUCCACAUGCAACAUCAACUAUGUUCCUGUCAACCCACCUAUUGUGUUUGAUGUUCCCAUUCCACCUGGGUUCUCAAAAUGACCUCCCCACUAAGCUAGUUAAUAUAGAGUUCAUUCUUCAUGGAAAGCUCUUUUGAUGCCAGUGAAGAGCUGCUAAUCCAAGGAAUAGGAGCUACCAUCCAUGAUAACAAUAUAUUAAUAUUUCACAAAGAGUUUUAUCAAUGGUGCUGCAACCCAUGUUCAAUAUUAAAACAGUUUCCAUGAUGGCUCAGCCAGUAUUGAAGCAGUUACUUUCUAUUAGUAAUUCAAUAAAACCUAUCAUAUCGGUAAUGUCAGGACUGAGACUGUGAUUGCUAAUGAUAUAUUUUAUGGCAUACCAUAUGUCACUACCCUAAACUUAUUUAAUAUCACCAUGAACUUAUAUACUCUACAAUAAUUUUUAAAGUUUAAUUACAAAAUAUGGUGAAGUUCAUUGACUGAGCAGUUAGUGGCCUGGCAAGAGAGAAUGACAUUUUGGAAGGCAUUAUAUAAGUAGUUUCCUGUUAAACAUUUUGCAGGUCAUAACACUAACUAGAGGUCAGAUAAACAAAAACAUGAAUGUGUAUUCUGUAGUUAUAACAAAUGUACACCUGAACACCCCUCCCAUGUCAGUGUUUGUUUUGAAUUGUAAUGAACAAAAAAUAUGAGAAAUGUACAGUACAGAUAUUGAAAGUUCUUGUUAGUUAUUGGGACACUAGAUGUGACCCAUUAUAUUAUGUGGCAUGUAUGAAAUUAUACUGAAAUUGCAAAGUAGGGUUCAUUAGCCUUACAUUUGAGAUUACCAUUUUUAUUAGUAUAUAAAGGGCACAUAGAGCUUCCUGUAGCAUUAUCUUCUAACCAUUAGCUAAGACAUAAUUGAAAGAAAGAACUCAAACCUAACUAUCUUCAUAAUAAAAUGUUUAGAAAGGCAAUGCAAACUGCAAAUAUAGAUGUGUGUGAAGCUUAAGUUCAUAUUUUUAAUAAGCAGGAAAUGGUAUUAAUGAGACCCAUUUUCUUAUUGCAUUAUAGUACAUGCUCCUUGAUGUUGGUGAGGGGCUCUUGAUUUAGGGAAUUGGAUCUGUGCUCCAGUUCCCCGAAUUAAGCCUGAAUGCCUUCCACAUCCCCCCCAGGCGCUGUAUAAUCCUCCGGGUUUAGCACUUCCCCCUUGAUUAUAAUAAUAAUAUAGUACAUGCUGUUAAAUCUUAUUGACUCCCAUAAUCCUACAUUUUAGUAACUUAAAAGGCUUCUGAAAACAGUAGGUCUUGAUUUCAAAUUUUUGCAUUACUUCAUGCAUGAAUUUUACUUAAAAAAGUGAUUAAUGAAGGAGUAUAACUAAUGAGAUCGUUUCUUAAGUAUUGCCUUGAGGGUUUUGUAAAUUUUAUAUUUAUGUUUUAUAGGAAAAGAGGUUGUAUGGGGUUUGCUUCUACUUUUUAUAACUUCAUUUCAUUCCACUUUUACACUAUUCUUAUAUUGAGUUGUUUUCUGACAUCCAUGGGGCUCAUCUGGAUCUGUAGUUUCCAAUUACGUAUGGUACAUCGUGAUCAUAUUACAUAUUUCUCUAUCCCUUUAGUGACAUAAAAACUAGAUCACAUUUUUUCUUUGUAUCAUAUUUUCCUCAAAUACUUUUGAUUUACUCCUGGGAAUGUUCCCACAUUUCAGUUUGCUUUAUACUAGGUGUGGGUUUUACACAGACAUUGUAUACUCAUGUGUUGCACAUGUGGGGUAAAUAGUGUUUUGGACGAGCCUUUGUCUGAAAGCUGAUCUAUUCUUUCUGUUUCAUGAAUGUGUAAGAUAGUAGGUAAAUCUUGCAAACUCCUAUGUGCCUGCAGUAUACAUAUACAUAUAUACUUUUCUUUGUUUCUUAAUGUAGUAGUUCUUAUUUCUUUAAUAUUUCUUUCCAAAAUUAGGAGACUCAGAAUGAUUCCUAGAAACAUUAGCAGAUAUAACAGGUUCCUGAUUGCUUUUCUUAUGGUUGUGAGCUUUGACUGUGCUACUGAUGUUACUCUGUUUGUGUGUUUGUAAUUACAUACAGUAUUUGUGACUACCAUCCUUAAUAGUAGUUACAGGAGCAGAGUUAUGCUCAUAAUAUCCAAUAUUUUAGGUUUACUUUCUUAUAGCAUUUUGUAAGUUACUGGAGGUUAUAAUAAUUCCACCAUCUCUUGAUUACAUUCCAUGCAUGCUCAUAUUUACAGUUGACUGUCGGAUAACACAGUAGUUACAUUCUUGAGAACAGCAUGUAAUAAAAAAUGAGUGUAAACUAAACUGAAGAACACAUGGGAAAAAUAGGGUUACUGUGAAAUGGAGUGGAAAGAAUGCUGGUGUGCCACAUUUUUCCCUACAUGUACUUUUAUAGUGUGUUCACCAAAAAUAUGCCAAAAUUUUCCAACUGUGUUAGAGUGAAAUGUGUUAACAGAUUGUAUGUUACCCGAUGGUCUACUGUGGUUAUUUUGCAAUUAUUAUAAAAAGUUGACCUGUGUUAGAAAAACCUAGCUUGCUUAUAAAAUAAACUGCUAGGCUAAAGUGGUAAAAUUAAGUUACAUUAGGAUGCAGCUUAGGGGUUAUAAUGGAAUGUUGAAAUAAUAUCAGUACUUGGAGCUCAAUGCAUGUAUUUCUAGCUUUUGUCUUCAUAUCAUUGUGUAAUAUAUAUUUGAAGCAUAUUGUAAUAUAUAUUACCAGUAGUUUUGAAUUUUAGUGAUUUAAUUGCUCAGAAUUACAAUUUUAAGGUUUGUAUUACUAUACAAAUAUUCCUACCACAAGAUUAGUGUAGAUGAACAACUCAGUUAUAAAAGCAUUUUAUACUCAUAGGCUAAGAUAUGGGAUAAAAUAUAUUGAAAGAUUUUUGUACUAAGGCAUUCUAACAAGUAUAUUUAAUAUGUGACUGAUCAUAAGUUAAUGUUCUUCACUUAGCAAGUUAGAAAUAUUUAUACAUAGAUAUGCAGUACUAUACCUCAUGUUCGGCCAGUGAGUUGUGGAACAUGAUUGGUUGUGGAUCUUGUUUUAGUGUUGAACAUGUUUUUAACCAAAUGUAUCUGAUUUACUUUUGAAUGUCUGUUAAACAAUUUCGGUAUAAGAAAAAAAUUCUGAAUGAAUGUUUCUUCUUUUGAACAUUUGUCUUUAAUUAAUUUUUAAUUUCUUUCAGUCACAAUUAUCCAUUGAUAUUAAAAAUUCCACUGACGUUUACAGCUGUUAUUUUUUCUAUGUCUUUGUUAUUUUUAUCUUGUCCCCACUUCGUCCAUUUCCCUAAAAUUAUGCAUUUGUAGCCACCAGCGAAACUAUUCUCAUGGUGUUCCAAAGUCAAUAAUUAAUCUACUAUAUAAUUUAUCAUUUCCAAAGGUUGUACCUAUUACUGUCUCUUCUUUUAACCCUUUGAGGGUGUAUCCUGUAGUUCUAUGGCUUUGAAGCCAGGGUCCAAGCCCCAGUACUACAUCAUGAGCUCAGCUCACUCAGAUAAGCUGUGAGCGGUAAAUUUGGGCCUAGAUAUGAGAGAAUGCAUCUGUGUGGUAAGUAUGCGCCAUAUAAAACAAAUCUUGCAGCACGCAGUGCAUAAUGAGAAAAAACUACAACUGUGUUUUUGUAUUAAAACAGCAACUUUGCAGUGUAUUUUCAUAUGGUUUUUACGGUUGUACGUGCAGUUUCUUGGUCUCAUUUGAUAGAAUGGAAGAUAUAUAACAGAAAUAGAUAUGAUUUUGAUUGGUUUUUGUACUGAAAAUAGUUUGAAAUUGAGCUCAAAAUAGCAGAAAUGUUUGAUUUUUGCCAAUGUUCAAGAGUAAACACAUCACAUCACGUGUCCAAUGCACGUCAACUGGUGGGUCUAAUGUGUGUUAACAAAUGCACUGAUAUUAUUUAUACAAUUAUUACAAUAUUACAUAACAGUAACUCUUCAAUUUUUUUGGUGCGAAUAAAAAUUCUUUAUGAAUAAAAAAUCAAAAUGGAAUUCAUCUGUAAAGCCUGGAAAUGUAACUAAUAAACAGAGUAAAUGUUAUUUUAGUGUCAGGAAUGCCUGCAUUGUUUAUUCUAGACCCUAUUUUGAAAUUGGAAUAUUUUGAACCUUGUGUGAAAUUGGCCAAAUUACCAAUUUCUGAUCACUUUAUUGGGUAGUUGAAAUAGUUGAUUGGGCAAUUUCUUGUGCUCAAUAGAUAAACUGGGACACAUUCUUGCAAAAUAGCUAAGAAUUUGGUAUAAUUGAACAGUGUAAUUGGCCGAAGAUAGGACUGAAAGUGGGCAAAAUCACCGAUGUUUAAAUGUCGCUGAUACAACAAAAUUCACAAGAGCGUAAUUUCGUCAUUUUUUUUUUUUUUUUAUCAAAUUUUGUCAAUUUUGUUUUAUUACCUUCAGAAAAAGAUUCUCUACCAUUUCAUAAAAAAAUAUAAAUUUUUUUUUUUUUUUAAUUCUUGGACCCUGUGGGGAAUUUUCAGAUUGGGGGUCUGGACCCUCAGAGGGUUAAUCAAUUCCACUACUAUACUGUAUAUAUAUACAUGUAUAUAUAAAAAUUUAGUAUACUUAGGGCUGUGUUGGUUAAUUGACCAGCUGUGGCAGUUUUGUUCCUUUCAUAGUGGCUGCUGGUUUAGUGAGAAUGAGAUAAAUUUAUCAUGUAAUGGCAUGAUGAUAAUAGCACAAUUCUUGUCAGCUACACUUGGCCUUCACUGCACAAACAACAGCUUUAUUUGAUGCUAGUCACUAAGAUAAUUAUAUUGUCAUGUAUUGCAGGUGUGUACACUUUCUUGGAUUCCUGGAAUCUCUGGAUUUCAGAAGCAUUAGUUACAAAUUAGGAAAAUCUUAAGAGCAGAUUGUAGUACAGUAUUUGUUAUUUAAAAAGAAAUCAUGGACAAUGUCAUAAUACUUCUUGAGAAGUGUUUAAUAUUAGCUAUUUCUAAGUUUUUUUUUUUUUAGUAGUGCUACAACCCAUAUAGCAUUUUUGUGAAUAUUAUAAUAAUGGGAUUUUUAUAAGAACUGAUUAUACUUUCACCUUGAUAAUUGGUGUAAUAUUAGAUUCACCUCAGGAGCUGUUUAUUUGUGAUUAAGUAUUGCUUAGAUUCUUUAGCUUUGGCACAUAGAAGAGUAUAGCAAACAUCAUAGAGAAGGAAGCAGGAGGCAUUAAAAGCAGGUGAACAUAUGUAAAAAAUUAUGCUUUCUAAUUUGGAAGAAAUCACACACAUUGCAUACUAUUUUUGUGCCACUUAACUGGUAAAUUGUGCCCUUCCACUGGGAAGAUUCUGUAAUCUUUCUUAGAAACAAAUAUUAUUCUAUAAUCUUUCAGUAUGGCUUAAUCUUGAGCUACAGGCAGUCUGUGAUAAAAUUAUGUUAGUAUGUAGACACAGUGCACUUUAAUGAGAGGUUUGGGAUAUUAGCUGUUUGGAGUGACAUCUAAAUUGGUGCCUCUGCAAAGACUGAUUAUGUGUGAAUGAUGGUGAGUGUUUCUUUUUUGGGCCACCCUACCUUGGUGGGAGAUGGCUGACAUAUUGAAAAAAAUGUAGAAACACAGCAGAGAUGGCUCAGAGGGCUACACAUUAAAGUUUAGUGUAGUUUUAAAAAUAGGUUAGAUAAAUACACGAGUGGGUGUAGGUGGGUGCGAGUUGGACCUGACUAGCUUGUGCUACUCGGUCUGAUGCCGUGCUCCUUCCUUUAGUAGAAGUGACCUGACUAGGUGGGCCAUUGGUUUAAGCUGGGGGGGUGACAUGGACCUGCUUCGCAUGGGUCAGUAGGCCUGCUGCAGUGUUCCUUCUUUGUUAUGUUAUUUUGAAAUUAUGCUGCUGCUCUUGCUUUUGCAUAUCUGAAUUUCUUAUCGCUCAGUGAGUCAUCACACUUUUCAGAAUAACUGCAUGGGAGCAAGUUUGAGAAAAUCUCUCUUCUCGAGGGUGCCUUGAUGCUGGUGAAGGGCUUCUGAUCCAAGGAACUGGAGCUACUCUCCCCUUCCUCAAAUCAAAUCUGAUUACCUCACAUUGUCAUUCACUGUAUGAUCUUCGCAAGUGUAGCGCCUCCUCAUGAACAUUAUAUGAAACUUGAUUGUUCAGAUUAACAUGAGAGCCACACUUCAGUAUCAGCCCAGCAAACAAUUUAAUGUGAAUACUUGUUAAAUCUGAUACAUUUUCUAAACUAACAUGUAUUUUAAGGGCUUACAGUCUUUAAAGCAAAUUCUUGUAAAGUGAAUAAUUAUAAAGCAGAAACUGCCUGUCCAGUAUGCUCUAUGAUCUCUACAGGGUUAUACAAAAGCAGUGUGUGAUUUAAUAAUUCUUAAUGUGAUAGUCCUGCUGUGCCUUCCACUGUGAAAAAUUGAAGUGGCUAUUUGAAUCUUAGGAAGAACUUAAAUGAUGUGCUAUUUUUUGGAGUGAAAUUUUUAAAGAUGGUUUAGAGAAAGUUUUCUUGCAGUCUUCUAGGAUAGCAAGUACAGUAUAGUCAGGUAUAGAGUGUACAGAAAGCUUACUUGCUUGAUUAAUUCUGUAGAAUAGAUUGAUUUUGUCCCCAAUCAGGUUUUUUCAAUGGGAGGUGGGGUUUGGCCUGGUGUUGGUGAAUGGCUCUUUAUCUAAAGAAUUGGAGCUUCCCUCCCUUCCCCGGAUUAAUCGAACCUGAUUUUCUAACAUUCCCCUGGUGCUGUAUGACUACAAUGGGUUGACCUCUUGCCCAUAAAUGAUAGUAAUACUGUACUGGUAGGAUUGUGAAUAUAAUGAUACGAAGAGGGAGGAAUAGUAUGGAUAGGCCUGACUCAGAAAGAAAUCUAGUAAGUAUUAUUUUAAUGUAGGUGAUCCAAAAGUAACAUACUUGCCCUUGGUGUGUACAGUGUGGCAUUUAUAUAAUUUCUCCUUCUUAAUAUUGCUAUAUUCAUUUUACAGUGGUGAAAAAUGUGUUUAUAUUGAUAGGAACGUAAAAGUCUUAUGAAUGUAUGUUGUAUCUGAGUUGGCACUGAGAUGCCUAUAAAAAGUGAUUUGAGAAAUAGUUUGAGAAGGGGGAAAAAGUAACAUUGAGAGGGGAGGGGAUAUUAUAAUCCUAGGAUUCAAGUAGAUCUGUCAGUGUGCUUUUCUCAUACCCAUGGGGUCAGUAGUUGGAGACCAAUAUAAUUUUACUCUUGGAUACCACAUUAUUAUCUGGGUCACACUACCAGGGUAACUGAUGUCUCACAAAGCCUUUAUAAAGUAGUAGUGAUUUUAAGGCUUGUAUAUGACCAAGAAAAGUGAUGAAAACACUAACUAUAUAUAUGUUAUUAUUGUUAUUAAAAAAUGAAAGAUUCCUUAGAAACACCUUUAUGGCAGAAAAAUACUGUAGUAGAAUAUAGUUACUGGAAUGGGAAAGCCACAUAAAAUGUAUGUUGAUAAUGAUAAGUGAAGUGUAAGAGGUGAGUGUGGUGGUGUACAAGGUCAAUGGAUACAUCAGAAAAUCUAGACAGAUAACACUGAACUGAUUGCUGAGAAAGGCAUUACAAAUGUUAGGAGUUUUAUUUCUGAUUACACAGCAUUACUGUACAUGUAUAUAGCCAAAUCAUUUUUAGCAAGCUAAUGAUUGUAUGUCCUACAGAUAGAUUGUGGAAAACAGUGUGAGAGUGACUGGAAUGACAGGAUUUACCUGAUGAAAGAACUUAGUAUGCAGAAUGAAUAAUUAAUUGUUCUGGUAGUGUAGGGGAACCUGUACAUUCACUUUAUGUAGUAAAAAUAAACUGUAUGUAUGUUACUAAGCUACAUGAGUCAACUCUACCCCAUAUAUAAUGGGGAUGGAAAGGAAUUUGAUAGGUAAUUUGUAUUCUAUGUUAAUGUUUUCUUUUACAGCUAUAAUAUUGUAAAAUGCACUUAAGUGCAUAGUGAAAAUUCGAUUCAACUAUCCAAUGGGGCAGACGAUGGUGUCUGAUAAUGCCCCAAAUAAUGUUAAAAAUAACAACAAAAAAAGCACUACUGUAUACAUAAUAAAAGUACUGUACAUAUAAUUUACUAGUAUAAUAAACACUGGAAAUAGAAAAGUUAAAGAAAAGUUAAAAGUACAAUAAUGUAAUUUUGUUUUACCUUUUGUGGUGAACAGAUAAGGUUAUUUUGCUGUGAUCAUAUAGUGGGAACUUGGAACAACAUUUGUUCUGAGUCAUAGGAGCUGUGAAACUUUGGUGACCUACUUAUAUAUAGAUAACUGAUGCUGUGUCCUUAUGAUCAUUUCUCUAAAAGCACAAAAGUGUUCAUAAUAGGCCUGCAUAUUUAAUUGAUCUGAAGCAUCAGUGUAAUUGAUGAGAAUCUUUAUUUUUAUUUCUUUCAACAUCAGCACUCGCUGUAGAGGUCAUUCUUAAUCACAAUGUAUUUUAUAUUAUAAAACGAUUAACGCAAAGUGGCUGGUAGGUGGCACCUCGGUUUGUUAUUGCUCACUCUUCAUUUUCCCUGAAUUUACUAUGUUAAUUUUUUUAUUAUAAUAAAAAUUAUUAUAAAUUAUAAAAAAAAUUAACAUAGUAAAUUCAGGGAAAAUGAAGGGUGAGUGAAGGUUCUACUUCUGCGGUGCCACUCUGUGCCUUAACAAACGGAUAAUUCUGUAUCAGGUGAAUUUUAUUAAUUUCCGAAAUACAUUAAAUGAAGAUUCGUUAAAUCAAAGUUUCACUGUAGCACUUUUUUUGUCAUCAGUUUGAAUGUACUGUAUCAAGAGAAUUUGAGAUAAUAUAGUUGUUGGAAAAGCUGUAUGGUGAGAGGAACCAUUUUUUCAUAAUUUUGUACAGUGUCAGUUACCAAAGUGAGCUAAUCUGUAAUUAACAUUCUUAUAAUUAUCUGUAGGAGGGCAAAUUUUUUAAAUUUCUUUUAAGUAUAAUGAAGCAGUCAAAAUAUUUUAUAUCUAAUUUAUUUUUCAUAAUAAAAAUUAUGGUUCUUGUCUAGUUAAAUCAAGGGCUCUUGAUCCAAGAAAUUAGAGCUACUUUCCCCCCUUCCCCUCAAGAUCAAACUUGAUUACCUCACAGGUGCAGUAUGACCCUUAGGAGUUCAGUGUUUUCCCAUAUAUAAGAGCCUGGCUUGGGCAGUCUGCACAGAAUUGAUUAAUUUAAUUACAUUCCACUAGUUAUCCUUAUACAGAUCCUUAAUAGUGAUCCAGUAACUCAGACCAGUCAGGUUAAUGGUUAAUUAAAAGGAGCAAAAGUGUGCAUUAUGCCAAUGCUCUUAUUGUUAAUGGUUGUAGAACCAGCACUUUAUAUAAUUUUUUCUUUGGAAGUUAGCAGGUGCUUCAAAUUUUACUCGCCUAUUUGUGGUUGAAGGGGUAGAGUCACAGCUCCUGAAUCCAUAUGAACAUUUCUUUGGUUCCACACAUAAAUUAGUUUUUAAUAUUUAGAUAUAUGUGAUCAUGUACAGUAUAAUUGUUUCUCUUGUUCAGAGUUCAGGUAAUGAUGGAUAGUAUGUGUUCUAACAUUCAUUGGCUACCUACUGUAAAAAUUUUGUGAGUAUUGAAAUAAAAAUAAUAAUAAUA
Molecule: messenger RNA, 10534 nt
Organism: Cherax quadricarinatus
Lineage: Eukaryota; Metazoa; Arthropoda; Malacostraca; Decapoda; Parastacidae
Source: RefSeq, a predicted model, not a curated record